AAACUUAUAAUAAUAUCAAUAAUAAUAAUAAUUUUGUUGAUUAAUUUAUCCAAAGCAAUCAGAUCAGAUCUUUGGUGUCGGAUCGAAGACUGAAACAGAAACAUUCAAUCUAGGGUUUCGGUUUAAGAAUCAGUGGUUUCUCUCGAAAUCAAAAUUAAAUGGAUUCUUUCGAGAGUACUAAUUGGGAUCUAAUCGAUUACAGCAGUCUCAUCAACGAUGUCGCAUCCACCGAUCUUUAUUGGGGUGACCAGAGCGCUGCAAUCCCCGUUGAUGCUCCACUUGCUAGCCUUGCACCAUUAGAUGAGUGUGCUGAAAAAGAAUGCACAAAAAAGAGGGGAAGAAGUAAUUCGUGCAGCAGGGCAGAGAAUAAAGCAUGCCGUGAGAGGCAAAGGAGGGAGAAAUUGAAUGACAGGUUUUUAGAAUUGAGCUCUACUUUAGAACCUGGGAGACCUGUCACCAAUGAUAAGUUAGCAAUACUUGGAGAUGCAAUCCGAGUUCUGAAUCAGCUAAAAUCUGAAUCUCAGGAAUGCAAAGAGAUGAAUGAGAAAUUAUUGGAAGAGAUUAAGACAUUAAAGGCAGAAAAGAAUGAACUUCGUGAAGAGAAACUUGUUUUAAAGGCAGAAAAAGCAAAAAUGGAACAACAGGUCAAAGCGUUGACCAAUCAUACACCUCAUGGAUUCAUGACACCUCAUCCAGCAAACAAGAUGCCUGUUUUUCCAGGCUAUGGUUACAUUCCAAUGUGGCAAUAUUUACCACAAUCUGCACAAGAUACAUCUCAUGAUCAUGAGCUCAGGCCACCUGCUGCUUAAUUGGUAACACUGACUGGACUGAACUGGAUUGGACUGGAUAAAGGUAUUUCAGAUGAUGAGGAUGAGAAGGGCAUUUACGUCUUUUGCACAAGUGAAAGAUCGAGAAUGAAACCGUGUCUCGUCUUCUUAAAAGAAUUGCAAAUUUUGGGUUGAAAAAUUGUUGUCUUAUUGUACUUUGUAAAUACUAGUGCUUGAUUGCAGAUUGCAUUUUCUUCUUAUUGAUUUUCUAGAGACAAGUAGGGUUUAAUGUAGGAGGAAUUUAUUUAUAUUGGAU
Lactuca virosa is the source of this 1083-nucleotide messenger RNA. Lineage: Eukaryota; Viridiplantae; Streptophyta; Magnoliopsida; Asterales; Asteraceae. The record is from the annotation of a GenBank genome assembly.